CCAGAUGCCCCCCUCCUCCCGCACCCCCGGCCCGCUCCGAGUCUCGCGAUAACUUUGUGGGCUAUAAAAGCUGCGCCCCGCGCGCGUCUCGGGCGUCGUCUUCCUUCCUUUGCGUAGCUGUUUCUUUCUCUGAGACCUGUGACUCGGCCCUGCUGAUAGCAAGAUGUCUUCAGGAAAUGCAAAAAUUGGGCAUCCUGCCCCCAACUUCAAAGCCACAGCCGUUAUGCCAGAUGGCCAAUUCAAAGAUAUCAGCCUAAGUGAUUACAAAGGAAAAUAUGUCGUAUUCUUCUUUUACCCUCUGGAUUUUACUUUUGUGUGCCCCACUGAGAUCAUUGCUUUCAGUGAUAGGGCAGAAGAAUUUAAGAAACUGAACUGCCAAGUGAUUGGAGCUUCUGUGGAUUCUCACUUCUGUCAUCUGGCAUGGGUUAAUACACCCAAGAAACAAGGAGGAUUGGGACCUAUGAACAUUCCUUUGGUAUCAGAUCCCAAGCGCAGUAUUGCUCAGGAUUAUGGAGUCUUAAAGGCUGAUGAAGGUAUCUCUUUCAGGGGCCUCUUUAUUAUUGAUGAUAAAGGUAUCCUUCGACAGAUCACUGUAAAUGAUCUUCCUGUUGGCCGCUCUGUGGACGAGACUCUGAGACUAGUUCAGGCCUUCCAGUUCACUGACAAACAUGGUGAAGUGUGCCCAGCCGGCUGGAAACCUGGCAGUGAUACCAUCAAGCCUGAUGUCCAAAAGAGCAAAGAAUAUUUCUCUAAGCAGAAGUGAGCACUGAACCAUUUUUCUGCCAGACUCCAUUGGGCAGCCAGAAGAAAAUCUCUUGUACUCUAUUCAUGCUUAAAAACAAAACUUGGUGUCAUCCAAGACAUGCCUUUCCUACAGUGCUGGGGGUGGGGGUUGGCCUUUCUUCCACUGUUGGGAAUGGCCUGAGCUGUGUUGUGGGUAGACUAUAUGAUAUACCUGUUGCAGAAAUCAGCCUGUUCUUUUUGUAGUAUCUAUUAAACUUGAAAAUGUGAGGACGUGGUGAGCUUCAUUUAAGAGGAAUUUAUUUUUUUUUUAUGUGUAGGUGAACAUACAUGUGUGUGAGAAUAUGGAAGCCAAAGGUUGCUGUUUAACUUGGGAUUUAUUUUUUUUCUCUCUCUCUCUCUCUUUUUUGUUUGUUUGUUUGUUUUUCCAAGAAGGGUUUCUCUGUGUAACAGUCCUAGCUGUCCUGGAACUAGCUCGAACCCAUAGAGAUCCACCUACAUCUCUCUCCAGAGUGCUGUAAUUAAAGGCCUUGUGGUUCCACCGGC
This is a messenger RNA of Alexandromys fortis (reed vole), 1287 nucleotides long. It is a transcript of the gene Prdx1, whose product is annotated as peroxiredoxin 1. Gene Ontology annotation, cellular component: cytosol. The transcript has 6 exons. Lineage: Eukaryota; Metazoa; Chordata; Mammalia; Rodentia; Cricetidae. The coding region runs from base 164 to 763 and encodes 199 amino acids. The record is from RefSeq and is a predicted model, not a curated record. Gene Ontology annotation, biological process: hydrogen peroxide catabolic process; cellular response to stress; cell redox homeostasis. Gene Ontology annotation, molecular function: thioredoxin peroxidase activity.